UGUUCCUCUCUGAUCUCCAGGCUGAACUCCAUCGAUGUGAAGUAUCAGAUCUGGAAGUUGGGUGUGGUCUUCACAGAUAACUCGUUCCUGUAUCUGGCCUGGUACAUGAGCAUGUCUAUCCUCGGUCACUAUAAUAACUUCUUCUUCGCUGCUCAUCUGCUGGACAUCGCCAUGGGCUUCAAGACCCUCAGGACCAUCCUCUCCUCCGUCACACACAACGGCAAACAGCUGGUCCUGACUGUCGGUCUGCUGGCGGUUGUGGUGUAUCUCUACACUGUAGUGGCUUUCAACUUCUUCCGUAAGUUCUACAAUAAGAGUGAAGAUGGAGAAUCGCCAGACAUGAAGUGUGACGACAUGCUAACGUGCUACAUGUUCCACAUGUAUGUGGGUGUUCGCGCCGGCGGAGGAAUCGGGGAUCAGAUCGAAGACCCGGCCGGAGACGAGUACGAGAUCUAUCGCAUCAUCUUCGACAUCACCUUCUUCUUCUUCGUCAUCGUCAUCCUCCUGGCCAUCAUUCAGGGCCUGAUCAUCGAUGCGUUCGGCGAGCUGAGGGACCAGCAGGAGCAGGUGAAGGAGGACAUGGAGACCAAGUGCUUCAUCUGUGGGAUUGGAAACGAUUACUUCGACACGGUUCCUCACGGCUUCGAGACACACACUCUGCAGGAACACAAUCUGGCCAACUAUCUAUUUUUCUUCAUGUAUCUCAUCAACAAGGAUGAAACCGAGCACACAGGCCAGGAGUCGUACGUUUGGAAAAUGUACCAGGAGCGUUGCUGGGAAUUCUUUCCCGCUGGCGACUGUUUCCGGAAACAAUACGAGGACCAGCUCAAUUAAACACACACACACACACACACACACACACACACGGAUGGCUCUCUUCAGUGGCGCUUCUUUUGACUCGCAGUGAAUAUUUGAAGUUUACAGCUGCACCUGAAGAUCCACGCUUUCCUGCCAUCCGACGCUUCUUCAUUUCAUUAACAAACUCAAAGACUAAUAGAAGAGGAGGAGGAAGAGGAUGAGGAAGAGGAGGAGGAGGAGAGCGAGCGCUGCACGUCUCUUUCGACGGAUCCGGUGCCUUAUGCAAGAUGAAGAAGAGGCUCCCUCAGCAGACUUACACUUUAUAUAGAACAAUAUCCUUCAGAACAAUCUUUCAUUGCAUGUUUAUUAUGCAAGUUUAAGGAAACAUUUGAAACGUAAAGAUGCAAGCUGAUCUAUAUCACAGUUUUAUAGGUUUAAGAACAUUUAAGGUGUCUCUGUCCUUUCACAAUAUUAUAUCACGGACUUUCCUGUCGUUCGCCAAGAAUACGUCCAAUUCCCAUUCGCACUAGAUUUAGUUUGAUGCAGAAGCAAUACCCAUUCAGGGAGUCCACCCUACACCCUAUACACUACACACUACACCCUAUACACUACACACUACACCCUAUACACUACACCCUAUACACUACACCCUACACUAC
Rhinichthys klamathensis goyatoka is the source of this 1457-nucleotide messenger RNA. Its product is annotated as ryanodine receptor 2-like. Gene Ontology annotation, biological process: calcium ion transport; transmembrane transport. The record is from RefSeq and is a predicted model, not a curated record. Gene Ontology annotation, cellular component: smooth endoplasmic reticulum; sarcoplasmic reticulum membrane; calcium channel complex. The transcript has 8 exons. NCBI's taxonomy places the organism in Eukaryota, Metazoa, Chordata, Actinopteri, Cypriniformes, Leuciscidae. Gene Ontology annotation, molecular function: ryanodine-sensitive calcium-release channel activity. The annotation marks the transcript as partial.